AUGUCAAAACAUUUUUUAAGGCAGUUUUUCGAAGUUGAAUCAUCAACGUAUACAUAUUUACUAGCUGAUUUAACAACAAAAGAAGCUUUAAUUAUUGAUCCUGUUGUUAAUACGGUUGAACGUGAUGCUAAAAUAAUUCAACAACUUGGUUUACAAUUACGAUAUGCAUUAAAUACACAUAUACAUGCUGAUCAUAUUACAGGAAGUGGUAAACUAAAAACGUUAUUUCCCGGUUGUCAAAGUAUUAUUUCGAAUGUAAGUGGUGCUAAAGCUGAUAUAUAUAUCAAAGAUGAGGAUUUAAUUAAAAUUGGAGAAUCAGGUAAAACACCGAUAAUUCUUGAAUGUCGAUCAACUCCAGGUCAUACAAAUGGUUGUACAUGCUUUAUUUGGCAUGAUUAUGGUGCUAUUUUUACAGGUGAUACACUUUUAAUUCGUGGAUGUGGUCGAACCGAUUUUCAACAAGGAAAUGCUGAUCAACUUUAUACAUCUAUACAUACGAAAAUAUUUACAUUACCUGAAUAUUAUAAAGUAUAUCCAGCACAUGAUUAUACCGGACAAACAUGUUCAACUAUUCUUGAAGAAAAAACAUACAAUCCAAGAUUAACUAAAUUACGAGAAGAAUUUAUUGAUAUAAUGACAAAUCUUAAAUUAUGCUAUCCAAAACAAAUUGAUAAAGCAGUUCCUGCAAAUUUACUAUGUGGUUUACAAAAUGAUAUUGAAUAA
Molecule: messenger RNA, 723 nt
Organism: Adineta steineri
Lineage: Eukaryota; Metazoa; Rotifera; Eurotatoria; Adinetida; Adinetidae
Source: the annotation of a GenBank genome assembly